Struthio camelus australis is the source of this 2131-nucleotide messenger RNA. NCBI's taxonomy places the organism in Eukaryota, Metazoa, Chordata, Aves, Struthioniformes, Struthionidae. The record is from RefSeq and is a predicted model, not a curated record.
UAAGCGACUCUGCAGAUAGAUGCUGAGCAAUUAUGUUGAUUAGCAAGAGAAAGUAGCUACCAGCUAAUGAGCAGACUUGUGGAAUGAACUAAUCAGCCAUCCCUAAUUAACAGUGAGCCCUGAGAGCACCAGGAGUGGAAGCCUUGAGGAGAAAUGAGAGGGCUUCCCAGCCCAGCAGCGGUCCUCCAACAUCCUCUGCUGGGGCUGGCAGCAGUGUCCCAUGUCCUGCUCGUCCCUUUGGGUGAGCUGAAGAGACGUUUGAAGGCGGAGAGAAAAAUGGCCGAAAAAGAGGCAAAGCAGAAAGAGCAAAACGAAAAGCAAUCAGAUAAGUCUUGCUUGACUCCUGACUCUGAGAAUAACAUUGGUGCUGAUGAGGAAAGCUUGGAUCCGAAUCAAUAUUACAAGAUCCGUAGCCAUGCAGUCCAGCAGCUGAAGGGCACCAGUGAAGAUCCUUACCCCCACAAAUUCCACGUAGACUCAUCUCUCUCAGAUUUUAUAGAGAAGUACAGCCACCUGCAGCCAGGAGAUCACCUGACUGACGUGACAGUGAGAGUGGCAGGUCGAAUCCACGCAAAGCGUGCCUCUGGAGGGAAACUGAUCUUCUAUGAUCUUCGAGGCGAAGGAGUCAAGUUGCAGGUCAUGGCAAAUUCCAGGCUCUACAAGUCGGAGGAAGAAUACUUCCGUAUUACCAACAAGCUGCGUCGUGGGGACAUCAUUGGUGUACAGGGGAAUCCUGGCAAAACAAAGAAAGGGGAACUGAGUAUUAUUCCUUAUGAAAUAACUUUGUUGUCUCCAUGCCUGCACAUGUUGCCUCAUCUUCACUUUGGCCUCAAAGAUAAGGAAACUAGGUAUCGUCAGAGAUACUUGGAUUUAAUUCUUAAUGAUUACGUGAGGCAGAAAUUCAUAACCCGUGCAAAGAUCAUUACGUAUAUUCGGAGCUUUCUAGAUGAGUUGGGCUUUCUUGAGAUUGAAACUCCUAUGAUGAAUAUAAUUCCAGGUGGAGCUGUGGCUAAACCUUUCAUCACAUACCACAACGAGCUGGAUAUGAAUUUAUAUAUGAGAAUUGCUCCAGAGCUUUAUCAUAAGAUGGUGGUGGUUGGAGGCAUGGACAGAGUAUAUGAAAUUGGGCGUCAGUUCCGUAAUGAAGGAAUCGAUCUGACUCACAAUCCCGAGUUCACAACUUGUGAAUUCUAUAUGGCUUAUGCGGACUAUCAUGACGUGAUGGAAAUUACAGAGAAGUUACUUUCAGGGAUGGUGAAGCAUGUUACUGGAAGUUACAAGAUUGUUUACCAUCCAGAUGGUCAAGAUGGACAGGCCUAUGAGAUAGAUUUUACUCCUCCCUUCCGGCGAAUUAGCAUGGUGUGUGAACUGGAAAAGGUCCUGGGAGUGAAAUUUCCAUCAGCUGAUUGUUUUGAAACUGAAGAAACUCGCAAGUUCUUUGAUGACCUUUGUGUGGAGAGAAAUGUUGAGUGUCCACCCCCCAGGACAACAGCCAGGCUUCUUGACAAGUUAGUUGGUGAAUUUCUGGAAGUCACUUGUAUCAACCCAACAUUCAUCUGUGACCACCCACAGGUCAUGAGUCCUCUAGCCAAAUGGCAUCGCCGUUGUCCGGGACUGACAGAACGCUUUGAACUCUUUGUGAUGAAGAAGGAAGUAUGCAAUGCGUACACAGAGCUGAAUGAUCCUUUUCGGCAGCGGCAGCUUUUUGAGGACCAGGCCAAGGCAAAAGCUGCAGGUGAUGAUGAAGCGAUGUUUAUUGAUGAGAACUUUUGCGUCGCGCUGGAGUAUGGUCUUCCCCCUACAGCUGGCUGGGGCAUGGGGAUUGAUCGCCUCACCAUGUUCCUUACAGAUUCCAAUAACAUCAAGGUAAAUGUUAGAAACGGCAGCGCCUACUGCUGGCUUUGUCAGAGAACUGGGAUGGGAUUCUGUGAAGCAGGCCCCCUCUGUAACAGAACAGAAGUAACAGGUAACAAACAUGGCUGUUGGAAAUGUUUUAAGGCUAGGAUUUGCACCUCAGAAAAGCUCUUAUUUGUUGCACCUGUUGAGAACUCGCACCAGACUGUACAGCUGCCAUGCGGAUGGCGGUAACGUACCCGGCUGGGUGCGUGAAGCACAAGCUGAGCUCGCCGCG